GGUUGGGUAAGGGAAAAGAUCAUACAUUGCUGUUGGGCUCAGAACCCCCUCUGAAUUGAUCGUGUGAUUUUUUGCUGAGACUGUUGGACGUGUUCACGUGAGAGAAGUGAAGGCAUUUCAUUCCUGCCCUGAAGUUAGUCUUCUCUUCAAUUUUUAUCGGCGUUUCGUUUCACCGUUUCUCGGCGAAAAUGUCCGGUCAAACAAUAAGCGAUCGGUUGUUGGCGGCACGUCACUCUAUUGCCGGCCAAGGGCUGGCAAAAGCCGUUUGCAAAGCCACCACAGAAGAAGUCAUAGGACCAAAGAAAAAACAUCUUGAUUAUUUGCUGCAUUGUACGAACGAGCCGAACGUUUCCAUUCCGCAGUUGGCCAAUCUGCUCAUUGAGCGGUCGCAAAACUCCAAUUGGGUCGUCGUUUUCAAGUCGCUGGUCACGACCCACCACCUCAUGUGUUAUGGAAAUGAGCGAUUUACCCAGUAUCUGGCUUCAAGUAACUGCAGCUUCCAACUAAACAACUUCCUCGACAAGGGCAAUGUGGCAGGAGCCACAGGUAUGGAGAAAAGUUACGACAUGUCACCGUACAUCCGCCGUUACGCCAAGUAUCUGAACGAGAAAGCCCUGGCCUACCGGACCGUGGCCUUCGACUUCUGCAAAGUGAAGCGCGGAAAGGAAGAUGGCACGCUACGCACUAUGCCGGCAGACAAGCUGCUCAAAACACUACCGGCUCUCCAAGGCCAGAUUGACGCCCUGCUGGAGUUUGACUGUUCGGCCAACGAUCUGACCAACGGAGUCGUCAACACGGCCUUCCUGCUCCUCUUCCGCGAUCUGAUCCGCCUCUUUGCUUGCUACAACGACGGCAUUAUCAACCUCCUUGAAAAAUACUUUGAAAUGAACAAGAAGCAAUGCAAAGACGCUCUCGACUUUUACAAGAAGUUUUUGGUGAGGAUGGACCGCGUUGCCGAGUUUCUUAAAGUGGCCGAAAACGUAGGCAUCGAUAAGGGCGACAUUCCCGAUCUGACAAGGGCACCGAGCAGCUUACUUGAAGCGCUAGAGGGCCACUUGGCUACCCUUGAAGGCAAGAAGCCGACUACGAGCUCUUCAUCGAACAUUAGCCUAGCGCAGCAUAAUGGUGCGAUGGCAGCUAACGCGGAACAGAUUGACGAAUCUUUGAAACGCCAAGCGCUGGCUGAAGAAGAGGCGGCUAUGAACCAGUAUAAGAAAAGCACCAAUCCGUUUCUCAGUUCCCCAACAUCAGCAACACCUCCAUCAGCAGCCAGUGGGGGAGCUGCACCUCAAACGCAGCAGCCGAUCCUCGACUUGUUUGGCAGUGAUGUGGAUGGCAGCACGUCACACACGGCCCAAUCGGCUUACGAUUCUUCGCACAAGGCCUCGGACGAUUUGCUCCAAUUGGCCGCGAAUCCGUUCGCUUCGCCGACAGGUGCGCCACCCAUUCCCGCCAUGCCAACGCAAACCAACACGUGGGCGACCGGUCCUUCGCAAAACGGUUUCGGAGCUGGUCAUUUCGCUACGGACAAUUCAUUCGCCACGGCAUUCGGUGCGUCUGCUAACGGAUCGACUAAUGUUUCCGACGGCGCCGUGGCUAACCCGUUCGGCAUUCCGCAAUCCUCUCCGGCCCAUCACCCUCCUCCGCCCCGUCCUCCUCCUCCUUCCGCUGCUACUAAUAUGGGCGAUCUCUUGUACGGUAUCGAAUCUGUCGGUGUCGGUUCUGUUCUCGCUCCCGCUUCUUCCGGCUCUUCGCCCCUACCAGCUCGGGCCAUCGAGAAUCUGGUGGACGGUUUCGAUUUUCUCUCGAUGGACUCGACUUCUUCUAACACGACCAGCGCUCCUGCUCCGGCAGAGGGUAGCGCUUCUCCAGCUAAACAAGCAGCUAAAGGUUUUGAUGCAUUUGGUGACCUGUUGCAACCGUCAGGCAUGGCCGGCGGUGUUGCACUUGGUCCUCAAGCGACUGCCGCCAAGCCAGCGACCAACACUAGCAAUAAAGUCUUGACGGGAGACUUGGAUUCAAGUCUGGCUAGCUUGGCCAUGAACCUUACCAUCAACAAAUCAGCAGCACCCAAAACUGGCCAGUGGAAUACUGGCCCAGCGGCAGCUAACAAAACUGGCGCCCCUGUUCAGCCGCAACAACCAGUGGCUGGCCAGUGGAAUCCACAACCCAUGAUGGGUAUGCCUAUGGCGAGCGCGCCGAUGACUAUGCAAGCUGGUCAAAUGGCUUACAGACCGAUGGUUCCCAUGGCGCCGAUGACGGGCAUGACGGCCCCAUAUGCCGCCAACCAACCGAUGAACCCUGCCAUGGUUUCGGGUAUCAGGCCGGGAAUGAUGUCUGGACCCUCCUCUGGCGCCGGUGGUCCUUUCGCCAUGGGAGCCAUGACUCAGCCGGGCAUGCCUAUGGGUUCUAGUAUCCGCCCGGCUGCCAAUCAGCAGCUCGAUCCAUUUGGCGCCCUUUAAUUGAAAAAAAAAAACAAAAAAAUAUCGUUUUUUUCCCAUCUCCCUUCAUCAUUGCUUGAUUCGGAAGUUUCAAAAAUCGAAUCUUGUUAAGUUUCUUAUUUUUUAAUUUUUCCCCCUUAUAUUCGGUACUAUAGAAAUCGCUCUUCCUCGCUCCCCUGCGCAAUUAAAAGUUAAUUCGAUUCGAGAAAGGAGAAGGCUGAUGAAGGCAAACAUUCCACUGUGUCCAAGGGAGACGCUUUAAAGAUCUGAUAGUAGAAAUACGAAAACAAUUAAAAUAAGAAUUAAAACAAAUGUAGCCAGUCCCAGUGUGUGUGUAUGUUACGCAUGUACAGCAGGUGUGCGGGGAGAUUUUUUUUUUUUUUUUUUUUUUUUUUUCGGGCUCUUGUGAAUUUCCGUCAAGUUGUCUAUCCUCCCUAGUUUUUUUUUUCGGUGGUGGUUGUUGUUUGAACUAGCAGCAGCAAGAGCAGAAGUAACAAAAAUAACGACAUAGUGCUAUGGAGGUUUUCUAUAUUAUAUCUGUCUUUUUUUUUUUUCUUUCUUUCUUUCACAUUUUCGUGUCUUUUUCCUCGUUUAAUUUUUUGUUUGUGUGUGUGGCGUGUCUACUCUUUUGUUGAUAUACGUUUUCCAUCUUUAUUUUUCUCUCCUUUUUGCCUCCGAGCCUGUCGGCAUGUUUUAUAUGGGUCGUUGUUCGAAUUUAUACCCCUUCCCCCUCCCAUCCCUCUCUUCAAUUGGAAUUAAAGUUAAAAAGUAGGCCACGAGAUUAUUCCUUUUUCCCCCCGUCGCGCACAGCGAUUGCAUCGUGAAGCUCUUUAUUAUUACUAUUAAUAUUAUCAUUAUUAUUAUCACAAUUCGAAAGUAUACAAUCUUAAUUGUCUACCCC
Molecule: messenger RNA, 3342 nt
Organism: Daphnia carinata
Lineage: Eukaryota; Metazoa; Arthropoda; Branchiopoda; Diplostraca; Daphniidae
Gene: lap
Product: phosphatidylinositol-binding clathrin assembly protein LAP-like
Exons: 14
Coding region: 189-2462 (757 amino acids)
Biological process (GO): clathrin coat assembly; clathrin-dependent endocytosis; synaptic vesicle budding from presynaptic endocytic zone membrane
Cellular component (GO): clathrin-coated vesicle; clathrin-coated pit; synaptic vesicle
Molecular function (GO): 1-phosphatidylinositol binding; SNARE binding; phosphatidylinositol-4,5-bisphosphate binding
Source: RefSeq, a predicted model, not a curated record